Messenger RNA from Parastagonospora nodorum SN15, 606 nucleotides. RefSeq lists its product as hypothetical. The coding region runs from base 1 to 606 and encodes 201 amino acids. Gene Ontology annotation, biological process: proteolysis. The record is from RefSeq and is a predicted model, not a curated record. The transcript has a single exon. Lineage: Eukaryota; Fungi; Ascomycota; Dothideomycetes; Pleosporales; Phaeosphaeriaceae.
AUGGAGCUUGUGCCAAAACUUCUGCCACCUGCCAAUCCGCUGUAUCCGGCCCCUGAAAUCAUCCUUCACAUCGGUCUAGCCGCAGGUCGCAAAUUUUUCACUCUUGAGCAAGGCGCCCAUGGACGAGGAUUCGACAAGAUCCCCGACGUCGACGGUGAGCGUUUCCCAGACUCAUCCGCAGAAUCACAAUUCCCAUCUGCCAAGUACCCAAGUGUGCUCAAAACCUCGUUCGACACUUCCGACGUUCUUGCGCGCUGGAAAGCAAAUCUCGGCUACACAUCCGUCGAAGGAAACGCAGAAGACGACGACGCUCCAGAUGUGCGACUCAGCCCUGACGCUGGGAACUUUCUGUGUGGAUUUAUCUACUAUAAUUCGUUGGCUCACUACUUUUCGAUCUCCAAAGAGGAUAGACCCGUGGCGUUCAUGCAUGUGCCGGAUCUCAGUCAAAGCGAGGACAAGCUGCGAGAAGGCAGGGAGGUGGCGAUUGCGCUGAUCAAGGCGCUGGUGGAGAGUAAGCGCAAGAAUGGGAAUGUAGCUAAGCGGACAGAUAAUGAGGAGGCGCCUGUGAGGCAGACUGAUGAUGCGACCGAGAACAACUGUAUUUGA